UUCGUCAACUGCUUAUAGAGGCACCUCCAGCUCCAGCUGCCAUUGAUGCGUCCGCUGCAGAGUCGACUAUCACUCUCCCUUUUUUUCUGUUAGUUUUGGGUUGAGCAGACCGGCGACAUCACCAUCUAACAGCUCUCCUCUCGUUUAGCUUCUGUCAGAGCAUCACACAGACCGCAGCCACGAUGACGGAGGCGGAGGCGUUGGAGAAGAAGCAGCAGCACAAGCCCAGGAAUGGAAAUGUUCUUCCAGAGGCCACCAGAGAAGAUGUGUUUGAUCACACAUACAAAGAGAAGGAGGGCCCCAAACCUCCCACGAUCAUCGUAUGGAAAAAUGUCCUCUUGAUGAUUGUGUUACAUUCAGGUGCCCUGUACGGCAUGUGCCUCGUCCCUUCAGCAGCUCCUUUGACCUUGCUUUGGACCUUUGUUUGUUUUUUGAUAAGUGCUUUAGGAGUUACUGCAGGAGCUCACCGCCUGUGGAGUCACAGAUCCUACAAGGCCACAUUACCUCUAAAGAUCUUUCUUGGUGUUGCCAACUCCAUGGCAUUUCAGAAUGAUAUCUUUGAAUGGGCUCGAGACCACAGGGUUCAUCACAAAUAUUCCGAGACAGAUGCCGACCCUCACAAUGCUGUCCGGGGCUUCUUCUUCGCUCACAUUGGCUGGCUUUUAGUGCGCAAACACCCUGACGUCAUUGAGAAAGGCCGCAAGCUGGAGCUCAGUGAUCUGCUGGCUGACAAAGUUGUAAUGUUUCAAAAAACGUAUUACAAGCCCUCUGUGCUGCUCAUGUGUUUCUUCAUCCCCAUGUUUGUGCCGUGGUACUUCUGGGGAGAGACUCUGUGGGUGGCAUACUUUGUCCCGGCUCUGAUGAGGUACACCAUGGUGCUGAACGCCACGUGGCUGGUCAACAGUGCGGCUCACAUGUGGGGAAACAGGCCCUAUGACAAGCACAUCAACCCCAGGGAGAACAAGUUUGUCACGCUCAGCGCUAUAGGAGAAGGAUAUCAUAAUUACCACCACACAUUCCCUUAUGACUAUGCGACCAGUGAGUUUGGGGUCAAGUUGAACCUUACCACUUGUUUCAUCGACUUCAUGUGCUACUUGGGUCUGGCCAAGGACUGCAAGAGAGUGUCCCGUGAGGUGAUCAUGGCCCGAACACAGCGCACUGGAGACGGGAGCCACCGGAGUGGCUAAGAUAAUCAAAGUGUGAUCAGCUUCAAGGCAAAGGAAUUCGAAAAGAAGACGCUUCACAGUCCUUUGACAGCUAUACAUUUCUCAUUCUCUGAGGAUAACAGUCCGCUUCAUGAGGGCCUUGACCACAUUUUGCUUGUUUUUGUGGUUUUUGUAGCUGUAACUUAAGAAAUUCUUUAAAGAUGGAUAAAAAAAACACAUAUUUUGCUAAGCUCUUGGCCUUGGUUUCUAUUGUUCAGUCAGGCUAAGGUCUUGCAAAGAUGUUUUAGAUUUUGAAGUAGAUUCAUUUUCAAAGUCAACUUCAUUCUCCGCUGUUUUGCCACUUUGGUGUGCAUUCUUCAUGCAAGGUCAUUCAUGUAGCCAAUCAUUUUUAUGUAAGUAUUACUCAAUUAUUAAUCAACAAGUGGAGUACUCAACUAUAGAGUGACAAUGUUUCAACUGAUACGGUCCAUUACUGAUUGGAGACUGUUGCCUUUUAUUGCUGAUUACAGCAAGAUUUUACAGUUCUGAUAUAAAUUAACUUUUUGAGCGCUCUAAUAUCUGGAGAAAAAAAAGUGAUUUGGCUUUAAGAAAAUAUGGCACAUAAUGGAGAUGUGAGGGAACCCAGACCAUCUUCCUUUGACCUGACUAUACUGACAGCCAGCAUGCCAAAACUGCAUGGAAACCCAGCCGUGCAGCUGCAUGUUUCUGUGCAUAACUUGGUUGUCUUCUGCAGAAAACCAAAUAUGUAGAAAGAGUAGAGUUUAACACAUAGAUUUAGUCUAUGUGAUGAUUGGAUCAAGCGUUCUCAGGACAAUAUAGGGGCACAUUUAUCAUUAAAUCAAAACUGCCAUUCAAGAUUAACACUAAAUGAUAAAUGUCAUUUUAACUUGGAGCAAUGCGAUGCUUUAAUUGGCUUUUUUGUGUUUUUAAUAGAUAUUUAGUGCCAAUUUUGUGACAUUUUUAUAACCAUCUCUACGGUCCACUAGAGCACACUAAGUCGAUAUUGCUUCAUGAUUGUGGAAGUUUUUUAACCUUGUGGUGUCUGCGCGGCUUCGCUUCCUCUCAAGACUUUAUGCAACACGUCCCUCUUUUGUCCUGAAACAUCUGCAGCAGAGACCACCGGUUGAUGUCAUUGGUCGACGCAGCAGUCAGUCACGCGACAGUCCUGGUGUUACAAAACAAAAACGAUGCACAGUGAUAUUACUGUAGGUGCCGUACUGAGGUGUUCUGUCGGCAGAACUGCAUCUAUUUUUGUAACAUGCUGCAGAGCUGCAAUCGCUUUUGGAUCACCAGAACUGUUGCCGUGGUGACUUGGUGGUGAGAUGGGGGUCUGGUUUCCCUUUGAUGUCCCACAAAGGCUGAUUGUCAUUGAAAAAUUUCAGGUGCAUCAAUGUUAAUGUCCAUCUUUGAGUCUGUUGUGCGGAAUGCUUAUAUUAUCUUAUUUAUGUAUUUAUUUUGUCUUUUUUUUUUCUUAUUGACAUAAAAUUAUUGCUCAAACCAGAACCAGUUUCUGCAUUCCACGAUUUGGUAAACAGUCUCAUAAAAUAUAUCAAAUUUGGGCACCUUUUUAUUUUUUUCCCUAAGAGUCAGGAUACUACCUAAUGCCUUAUGACUUGAAUCCAUUCCUGAUCUUCAUGUCCUGUCAGUUGAGAAAAAAAAGGCUCAAAAAUCAGAAAAUUAAUCAGAAAUCUGACCGAGGUCCAUGUUUACAGGCCGAAGCACCGGGUGGAACAUUGUUUUUAUUCUUAAACCAAACAAGCAUUUUAAGUUAGGCAUGACUUGGCAUAGCAAUGGCAACAUCAAGGUGCUGUAAAUGCAAAUAGAAGAUAGAUGUUCGCUCUGAAGAAUCAGAUACAAACGUCACGCCUGGAGCGAGGGUUCAAUCACGAGAUUUAACUUGCAAAAAUAUGAACCAAGUUGGAUGUGCCUACUAGUUUUAGCCCAUCGCAGCAUCUCCACGUUUAAAACUUCCAAACGAAAAAAGUGCCGUCACGAGGAAUGUUCUGAGCACUUACCAAACCUGAUGAUAUCACAAGCCAUGCAAACAACUCCUGCUGUUCAGAGCGCCAAAAUCAACAUUUUCCUAAUGACAAAGGAGGAUCAAAAGGUUGUCAGUCUGAAUGAUUAUGUCAAACUGUACUCUAUUCUGAAAUAAUAUUCACAAUAUUUUCAAUACACUCGUAAUUCCAUAAA
Molecule: messenger RNA, 3359 nt
Organism: Scomber scombrus (Atlantic mackerel)
Lineage: Eukaryota; Metazoa; Chordata; Actinopteri; Scombriformes; Scombridae
Gene: scd
Product: stearoyl-CoA desaturase (delta-9-desaturase)
Exons: 6
Coding region: 183-1187 (334 amino acids)
Biological process (GO): response to fatty acid; unsaturated fatty acid biosynthetic process
Cellular component (GO): endoplasmic reticulum membrane
Molecular function (GO): palmitoyl-CoA 9-desaturase activity; iron ion binding; stearoyl-CoA 9-desaturase activity
Source: RefSeq, a predicted model, not a curated record